GUGUGUAUGUGUGUGAGAGAGAGAGAGAGCGAGUCAGAAAGUAACCCUUGACAAAGAGUCUGUGUUUUAUUAGUGUGCAUGUGUGUGUGUGUGCAUGAGGCGAUGGAUGUGAAGAUGAAACGGAGCACAACAUGACAGUGUUUACACACACACACACACACACACACUGAAGGAAAGAGGCAGAGCAGCAGAAAUGAGUGUGUUUCUCUUCUUCUUCUUCCUGCGAUUGAGAGUUUGGAUGUGAUCAGACAUGCUGGACUGACUCUGGAUCUGCUGACCGGAGGAACGCUCCAGAAACCAUGACAGGUUUGGUUUUUGCAUUCUCCAGCCUGUUAUUACUCCACACGGCCUCCUCCUGCCCCAAAGAGUGCUCGUGUGACGCCAAAACGGUGGACUGCCGGGGUCGAGGACUGUAUGAUAUCCCACGAAAACUUCAUCAAGACACCCUGGAGCUUUAUCUCCAAAACAACCGGCUCCGAGGCCUGAGCUCCAUGUCUUUUCGGGACACACCAAACCUCCAGACCCUGGACCUGGCCAACAACUCGAUCUCCAUGCUUUCUCCCACCUCCUUUUUGGGCCUCAGGAGCUUGAAAGUCCUGAGUCUGGCUAAUAACUCUAUACGGGAGGUGGAUCGGCGGCUUCUGGUUUCCAUAAGGAAUCUUACGACACUGGACCUCUCCUUUAACACCAUAAACAGUCUACCUGGAGCUCUAGCGGAUAGUUUCCACUAUCUGACGCAUCUGUUUCUCCAUAACAAUCGGCUAACCAAGCUGGACCGCAUACAUCUGGAGGCUCUGGGCAGUCUUAAAGUUCUGCAUCUAAAGGGCAAUCCCUGGAGAUGCGACUGCCAUCUGAUCGGACUCAAACUAUGGCUGGAGACAUUCGCUUUCAAAGGUGGAGUUGUGGACAGCAUCACGUGUGUCCAGCCGCAUCUGAUGCUGGAGCGAGACCUCCGGCUCGUUCCCUACGAGCUGUUCCACGCCUGCAUGAUCACCAGCUACAGCUACCUAUUCGCCAACAUCCACUACAUGGACAGCAAGCACCGCACGCUCAGCGGACAGCUCUACCCCAGCCCCAGAGCCCCGUCUGGGGGAGACUUCAGCCCCGCGGGAGACCCCAUACUGCCCGAAUGCGAGGCCAAGCAGAGAUCCAGACCCGCAAACUACAGACACGCCAUCGCCACCGUGGUCAUCACAGGGGUGGUGUGUGGGAUAGUGUGUUUAAUGAUGCUAGCGGCCGCCGUCUACGGAUGUGCAUAUGCAGCGAUCACAGCCAAAUAUCAACGAGAGCUCAAGAAGAAAGCAAAGGAGACUGCAGGAGAGGAGCAGAAAAACAUCGAAAGAGACCAGGAUAAGGAGCCGCUGGAGUGAUGCAUCAUAUCACGCUCAUAAGAGCACGGAAACACCCCGAGGAUACACUUCAGAGCAUGCACGUGCUGUUGCAAAAAAAAAUAAAUAAAUCCUGCGAUUGCAAAAAGAUGAAGUGUCAUGCAGGGAAUCCUGGAAGAGUGAAUUUAUGGCUAUACACUGUAUUUAUUAAGGAACUACUUUCUUGGCAAAUAAGUUUGCUCAUGACUAUACAUGAAAUGCAGAGUAACAUAAUGGAGUGAUGCAGCAUAGCAUGCACAUACAGGCACAAGAACAUGUGCACUUGCUCUUGUGUGUCUACAUCAUACCUGUCAACCCUCCCGUUUUUCCCAGGAUUCUCCCGUUUUUUACAGUUCUAUCCCGCUAUCAUCUUCUCCUGUAUUUUCAGUCUUUCUCUAAAGGGUGGCAAAUACACAUUAAAGAGCCAAGCCUCCCUAUACACAACCCAUACCGCCGAACCACCAGGGGACGCCCCUUACUCUUAAAUGUGAGUCUGUUCUGUGCUU
This is a messenger RNA of Danio rerio (zebrafish), 1873 nucleotides long. It is a transcript of the gene lrtm1, whose product is annotated as leucine rich repeat transmembrane protein 1. NCBI's taxonomy places the organism in Eukaryota, Metazoa, Chordata, Actinopteri, Cypriniformes, Danionidae. Gene Ontology annotation, cellular component: plasma membrane; membrane. Gene Ontology annotation, biological process: monoatomic cation transmembrane transport; potassium ion transport. The record is from RefSeq and is marked provisional.